AUGGGCGUCUUCUACGAAACCCUCCCACCAUCCCUCGUCACCUGGCUCCUCGAGCAGAAAGUGUUCUGGAUCGGCUCCGCCCCGCUCGCAGGCGACGGCCACAUCAACGUCUCACCCAAAGGCGUGUCCGACAAGGGCGGACCCUUUUUCGGCGUGAUCAAAGAACGACGACCAUCGUCGACCGCGACCGUGACCGGCAAACCGACGAUACAGAAUGGACAUUCCAACGGCACCGCAGACACGGACACAGAGAAUGGUAAUGACAACGAUAAAGACAAAGACAAAGAUAUCGUCAUCCGCAAGUUCUGGUACAUGGAUCUCACGGGUUCCGGGAUCGAGACGACAAGCCACCUGCACGAGCCGGGCAAUGGCAGAAUCACUGUCAUGUUCAACGCGUUUCAUGGACCACCCAGGAUUCUGAGAAUAUUUGGAAAAGGCAAUGUUCUGGAAUACGGCACGCGCGAGUUCAACGAUAUCGUCUCAUCCCAAAACAUAAACAUCAUCCCCGGCACGCGGUCCAUCAUCCUAGUCGACAUCGACCAGGUCGGCACGUCGUGCGGCUUCUCCAUGCCGUGCUACGACUUUGUCGGCUUCCGGUCGACGCUGAACGACUUUUUCGAGAAGAAAGUCGCCGACGAGAAGGCCGGGAAGAGGAAAACUGGUAUUGAAGUAUAUUGGGCCCAUAAAAACGCUUGCAGUAUGGACGGCCUUCCUGGUCUCCAACGAGGCGUCAAGACCGGUAUCACCGAGAAAGUCACGCCAAUUAAGAAGAUGGUCGGACCGACUGCGCCGGUGAAAGGACCGCGGAGGCCACGGCAGGCGUUUACGGUCGGACACCUGAUCCUGGUGGCUAUAUUGAGUUUUCUGAGCACGGCUGUUGUGAUUUUGUUUCUGUUGAAAUUGGGCGUGGGCGGGUAUAGACUGAACAGGGCCUUGGCCUGA
This is a messenger RNA of Capronia coronata CBS 617.96, 942 nucleotides long. RefSeq lists its product as uncharacterized. Bases 1 to 942 code for a protein of 313 amino acids. Lineage: Eukaryota; Fungi; Ascomycota; Eurotiomycetes; Chaetothyriales; Herpotrichiellaceae. The record is from RefSeq and is a predicted model, not a curated record. The transcript has 3 exons.